AGCAACGAGAGCACAUAAACUGUCCAGAGGUUCACAUUGAUCCAUGGUAUAUCGCUUGUCUUGCAAAAACUAAAUUCUUGAAAAAAAAAAAAGCCUAGACAGAAUCCAUGGCUGCUGCGAACAAAGUGAGUUUGAAACUUAUGAUAGACACAGAAAACUGCAGGGUGCUUUAUGCUGAAGCGGGCAAAGAAUUCGUGGAUUUUCUCUUAAACAUUCUCACCCUGCCGAUCGGGACUUUCAUUCCGCUUCUGAAUCGAGAAAUGGUGGGCGGCUUGGGAAACAUUUACGAGAGCAUUGAAAAUUUAAGUACUACUUACCUUCAACCAAACUUGAACAAAGACACUCUCCUCAAGUACAAAGUACACAUCUCUGGUGGUACUAGAGUCCCUCUGGAAUUGCCGAACGUUACAACGUCAACAACAUCCAGGAUAUUGUAUUGCUGUUAUCGUAACAACUGCAACAGGGUGUCCCACUCCAAUAAUUACAGCCGUUGCUCGUGCGGAUUUGACCUUUACGAGUUAAGUUAUCGAGGCCCAUCAAGGCCAAAGGAUCCGUACUUCACGAAUGAGACUGAGAGUGAGGGAGGGUACGUGGAAGAGGCGGUCACAUACAUGGUGAUGGAUGAUCUGGCGGUGAAACCAUUUUCCACAGAUUCUAUUAUCACUCUUCUUGACAAGCUUAAUGUCAAGGAAAUAGGAACUCUUUCAGAGAAAGUGGUCGAUUUGGGCGUCGAUGAGGUUGUGAAACUGCUAAGAGCUUCACUAUUGACGAAGAGUGUCCUUACUGAUGUCUUCCUCCCGUCGUUGAUACAAGAAGUCAAUUGCCAAGAAAAUGCUGCAGCAAAAUGAUGUUUCCAUUUCUAGGUGAACAAUUCUGUGAGAUUGCCAAGAUGUUUUGUUUUGUUGUUGUUAAUAUGUUUUAAAUGCUAGUAAAAUAUGGUGUGGCAAUGUAAAAAGGGCAAUAUGCAUGCUUGCCCUUCUUUCUCUUUCUUUUUUGGGAGUUUAGUUAGGCAGCAUUAAUAUGUUAUAUCAAAAAGAGAUGACAAUAUGUAAGUUUUCUUAAUUAUCAUAUGUUAUGCUUUG
Messenger RNA from Quercus lobata, 1082 nucleotides. RefSeq lists its product as uncharacterized. Lineage: Eukaryota; Viridiplantae; Streptophyta; Magnoliopsida; Fagales; Fagaceae. The record is from RefSeq and is a predicted model, not a curated record. The transcript is spliced from 3 exons. Bases 108 to 848 code for a protein of 246 amino acids.